Hemibagrus wyckioides is the source of this 2087-nucleotide messenger RNA. RefSeq names its product sphingomyelin synthase 1b (gene sgms1b). The record is from RefSeq and is a predicted model, not a curated record. Gene Ontology annotation, molecular function: sphingomyelin synthase activity; ceramide cholinephosphotransferase activity. Gene Ontology annotation, biological process: sphingomyelin biosynthetic process; ceramide biosynthetic process. The transcript has 6 exons. Gene Ontology annotation, cellular component: endoplasmic reticulum membrane; Golgi membrane. The coding region runs from base 352 to 1392 and encodes 346 amino acids. NCBI's taxonomy places the organism in Eukaryota, Metazoa, Chordata, Actinopteri, Siluriformes, Bagridae.
CGCGUCCAAAACCGCAUACUACUGCACUAAAGAGCGCGAGAAAACGUCUUCCGUUAACGUUAUCUUCUCGGUCCGUCAUACUGACCCGAACACGGGAAAGGAAGAAGCCUUAGGAUUUUACCAGCCACCUCCCCCUCCUGCAAGACAUCUUUAAAGUUAAAGGGCAGGACUGUGGCAGACAUGUUCUCCACCGAGGCUCCCUAAAGACAGAGAAGGGAUCCUCACGCCUGGCACAACCCUGCAUUAGGACAUGACGUCCAGUUGACAUCCAGAUCUGGUUUCCUUCUGCACGAUGUGCGUCUCUGGACUCUAGCACACCAUUCCGUCUCAACAGGUCAGUCGGGGACGGGCAUGAAGAAAACAGCGCAGUGGUCCAGGGAAGAGAUCACCAUCGAGCCACUCAUGGAGACUCACCCGAACGGCCAGGCUAACGGCCAUGCAGCCGGCACCGGGGGCAAGACCCCGCGUAACGGAUUGGUCAACGGUUUUCAUAAGGAAGUGGUGCGAAUUCAAAUCCCCGGUCCACCUAGCUCUUCGUUUCCCACCGAGUGGAGCAAGACUGCCAUGGCCUUGUUGUAUGCCAUCUGCUGCUUCAUUUUAACCACCCUAAUGAUCUCCGUCGUCCACGAGCGUGUGCCUCCCAAGGAGGUGAGCCCUCCGUUACCUGAUAAGUUCUUUGACUUUUUCGACCGCGUGGAAUGGGCUUUUACUGUCUGCGAGAUUAACGGGAUGAUCCUGGUGAUCUUAUGGAUCUUACAGUGGAGUCUCCUGAAACACAAGUCCAUCGUCGGUCGGCGGUUCCUGUUCAUUGUAGGGACGCUGUACCUGUACCGGUGUAUCACCAUGUACAUCACUACUCUGCCUGUUCCAGGGAUGCACUUUAAGUGUUCAGCUAAGCUGCAUGGAGACUGGCAGUCCCAGAUAUGGAGGGUGAUGAAGAUGCUCGCCGGAGGAGGUUUGACCAUCACCGGCUCUCAUCACAUGUGUGGGGAUUACCUGUACAGCGGCCACACGGUCAUGCUGACCCUCACCUAUCUCUUCAUUAAAGAGUACUCUCCGAGACGCUUCUGGUGCUAUCACUGGGGAUGUGGGACCCUCUGCGUCAUGGGCGUGUUCUGCAUCCUCCUCGCUCAUGAUCACUACACCAUAGACGUGGUCGUUGCCUACUUCAUCACCACACGCCUCUUCUGGUGGUACCACACCAUGGCUAACCAGUCAGAACUCAAGGCUGCAUCUCAGAGCAACUUCCUGUCGCGCGUGUGGUGGUAUUGGGUUUUCCUGUAUCUGGAGCGGAAUGUUCAAGGCGUCGUCCCUCGCAGCUACCACAUCCCCUUCUCGUGGCGAUCGAUCCAGUGGGGCACGGUGAAGUACACCAGGAUCGACUCGGACUGAUCGUCGAAGCUCAAUCUGAAGACUCUUAGAGUUCCCUUAAGUGCCAGGUCAUGCGACAAAACAAGCCAAUCCCUUUAGCGCUCGGCCGCGAGGCGCGGCCCGUCCGUCCGAACAUCUUCCGUCCGGAGCAUUUCAUUCCUCACUCACUGCCCGCAUUCCCUCCGCGUUGGUGUUCCGGGACGUGUUUGUGGGGUGAAGUAUACAAGGCCAGAGCGAUAUUAACGAAUGCCUUCAGCCACCUGCCAAAUGUGGUCAAACGUGAUCUUUAACUAAUUCGGUGUACGAUCUGUCCUCUGUUCCUUGACCACACAGUAAAGUGAACCAGAUAUUUUCCACUUACAGACUGAGCCAGUGUGCCAUGUUUAUACGACCGACCUACUCGACAGGGCGGAAUCUAAAUCCGACCAGAAUCUGCAGCGACUGUUCUCUUCACCCGAGCGUAGAAGUGUCCCUUUAAACUAAAAAUCCUGUUAUUUUUUUCCACAAAAUGACUUGCAGGGAAGGAGGAGGUUCAAGGAAAAGUGCAGUUUUGUAGCUCAUCCACUCCAACAGGAAAAUUUCUAUAAGAAAUGUAUUUUUCAGAGUAAACCCCUCACCUUUUUUUACAUGGAGAGCAAAAGGACAAAAAAUGACUGUUUCUCGUGACACGAACUUCCUCAGUGCCUUUCACACCAGGAUUGUCCGGUGAUCCUGUG